Molecule: messenger RNA, 3666 nt
Organism: Melampsora larici-populina 98AG31
Lineage: Eukaryota; Fungi; Basidiomycota; Pucciniomycetes; Pucciniales; Melampsoraceae
Exons: 4
Coding region: 1-3666 (1221 amino acids)
Source: RefSeq, a predicted model, not a curated record
AUGGACCAGAAUCAAAUCGACCAACGGGAUACGCUUUCCGAGCUCUUUGAGGACCUCGAACAACUAGUUGCCUCACCUCAGAUGUACAAUGCUGCCUCUGGCCAGCCCGCGCCGGAACCUUCUGCUUUGUUAAAUUACAAUUCCUCUUUUGUCAACCCUGGCGCUCCGUCUCUCCCAAGCGCACGACACAAAAUCGCCAAAUUGCCUUACCAUUUAUCAAAAGAUCACCAUUCCGCAAUUAUAUCGCUGUCAAACUCUGCCAGUUCAACUGAAGUCCUUGCAGAAGACGGCAAUGGUAUUGGUGCGAUUAUCCCUCGAAAGCGUCCUUACCAGUCACAUCCGGAUAAGGAAACGCAGCGUAAGCGUCCACGUCUACCAUUGCGCAAUAGCAGCAGUUCUCGGAUACAAUUUCAGCCGUUUGAUUCCCCUAACGACGCUCAAAAACGUCCUCGUAUAUCAGACCCCUCAUCCAUAGGAUCCAAGCUCAGUACGCUCAACUUACCUCCCAAGUAUGAAACUCCCAAUCAAUCGCCAGCUCAUUCUCGAGAAUCAAUGAGGAGUAACGACGGUCCUCCUCCUUUGAUUCAGGAUCACGUCGAAACCAAUUAUGCUCACGAUCUUCCAGCUGUAUCAUGUGCUAAUUCUCUAGAUUCAACAAGAAUGAACAACAGCUCUUGUCAUUUGAUUUCACAAUACACCGAACAUUCCUCUGAAGCAGAUGACCAACCCAAUUUAUCAUCCGAAGGAUCAAAGCCCAGCCCAUCGCCACAGAGCCGUACGCUCAACUUACCUCCCGAGCAUGUUCAUCAAACCACUCGAUUGCCAUCUCAUUCUCGAGAAUCAAUGAGGAGUAACGACGGACGUCCUCCUUUGGUUCAAGAAUAUGUCGAAACCCAUUAUGCGCACGAUCUUCCAGCUGUAUCACGUGCAAAUUCUCUAGCCUCAACAAGAAUGAACAAUAGCUCUUGUCCUUCGGUCUCAAGAUACACCGAACAUUCCUCUGAACCAGCUGACCAACCCAAUUUAUCAUCCAAAGGAUCCAAGCCCAGUACGCUCAACUUACCUCCCAAGUAUGAAACUCCCAAUCAAUCGCCAGCUCAUUCUCGAGAAUCAAUGAGGAGUAACGACAGUCCUCCUCCUUUGGUUCAAGAAUAUGUCGAAACCCAUUAUGCGCACGAUCUUCCAGCUGUAUCACGUGCAAAUUCUCUAGCCUCAACAAGAAUGAACAAUAGAUCUUGUCCUUCGGUCUCAAGAAACACCGAACAUUCCUCUGAACCAGCUGACCAACCCAAUUUAUCAUCCAAAGGAUCCAAGCCCAGUACGCUCAACUUACCUCCCAAGUAUGAAACUCCCAAUCAAUCGCCAGCUCAUUCUCGAGAAUCAAUGAGGAGUAACAACGGUCCUCCUCCUUUGGUUCAAGAAUAUGUCAAUCUUCCAGCUGUAUCACGUGAAGAUUCUCUAGACUCAACGAGAAUGAACACAAUGAACAAUCGCUCCCAUCAUUCUGCCAAUGGUCGGAUAUUCAGUAUGAGUGAAAAUCACCCCAGCUCAUUGUCACAGGACGCCAUGUUCACAUCAGCUCCUGUCAAUAGUCUGAAUCGACAUGCUCAUGAACUGUCUGAUCAACCCCAUCACGGCUCUCAGUUGACUUACGUACCACCUCGUAUGUGGCAUGAGUUUCAAUUUGAAUUUGGCGAAAAUCAGGUACCUUAUCAGCAUGCGCCUGCGGUGACUCCAGCACUCCCCCAAUUGUUUGACCUUAACCCGUGCCCCAGCAAUGGACCACCCCGACCGGAGCGUGAUCUCUUCCAACAAAACCAAACACAGCAAGCAACGCUGACAUCUUUUCAUGUGCCUCUCGCGUCCUCCAGAAUGUCUUUCUGCUCCGCUGAAAUGCAACAAAAUCAAGAUCCAAAUGCUCGUCAAAGCGGUCGAACUUCAAGGAUGUCUUUGUGUUCCACUGAUUUACAGCAGCAAAAUCAAGAUCGCAGUGCGACUCAAAGUAGUCGAUCCUCAAGAAUGUCCUUCUGUUCAGAAAAUAUCCCACAACCUAAUAUUCAGCCUGAAAAUCCCUCUUCUUACCAGCAUCCACCGCUAGUGCUGCCUUUUAGAACUUCUACACGUAAGUUCCCCAAUCAAUAUGAUGCAUUAUCUCCUACUAAUUACGGUCCUUCACACACAAAUCGAAUAGAAGAUUUUGAGGACCGAUCACACCAAUCACAUGCGCAUUCCCAAGAUUCAAGAAGGAGAACUAAUAGGCCUCCUCCCUUGCAACACAAUCGUGUUCGUACUUCCUACACCACUGUUCUUGAUCCCAGCUCGCCAGCUCAGCUUCAACCGCACCGAUCUCAACUCAAUAAUCUUCAGACUGCUUUGACUUUGCCACGUCAGUCUAUAUCACAGAAACGGGGAGGUCAACAGCGUCAGAACCAUGACGUGGUUUUCCAUCAAAUUCAACCUUCCCUUCCUACCAGUCAGCAAGCCUACGGCAAUCUCCAAAAUUGUACUCGGACUUACCAUACCCGCAUAGUCGAACCCCUCAAUGAGCCACCUCACAAUCAACCUCCAACUGUAACUUCCCGCGUCUCUGAUUUACCCUAUGAGACUGCUGCUAGAGCUUACCAUUCACAGUCACUCCAUCAACGCUACCCAUCAGCUCAGCUCCUCAGUAGCACUCAAAACUCUCGGUCCCCUGAUGUCACAUCACAUUUGGCUCCUGACUAUACUCACAAUUUGAACAAUCAAUCAUGUGCAUAUCAGAUCGCUCCUCAAACUCAAAAUGUCCCUCGAAGUAUUCAACCAAAUCCACUGCAACACGGCGCACUUCCAGUUCAAAGCUUUGGUCAUGAUCUCACCUCAGCUUCUCAAACGCAUAAUUCACCUUUUUUACAACAACCUUUGUGGGGAGGGUUUCAAUAUCAAGGAAAUCAAGGACCUUCUUUUUUUCCUUCGGCGACUACAGCACCAGCUCAAUCUUUCAACCCACGCCCUCAUGCUCUACCAUUGGCAUCACCAACGGAGCGAACCGAGCGCAACAUCUUUCAACAAACCCAACCUCAGCCCCAAACGACAGCAAUUUCUCGCCCUCGUCAAACGUCUAUGAUGUCCAUCUGCUCCACUGAAGCGAUGCCCAAUCAACCAACCCGCCCUUGUCGAAGCAUCCAAUCUCAAAGAAUGGCAUCGUGUGCAAGAAAUGACCGCCAACCCAAUUCCCCGCCUGCAGCGACUGAUGCUCCUCGUCAAGCAUCAGGGGCACCGUCUGAUACAUCCGGUCUUUCAUACGCAUCCCAAGAGGCAGCAAGACCAGAUGAGAUCAACGAUGACGUGGAUGAUGACAAUAUUCAUGCUUCAGAUGAAGACACCCAAGAAUCUGAAGGUGAUGGUGUUUUCGAUCUAGUUGAAAGUCGCAAGUACCACAAUCUGGGAGCUUCGCGCCGAGCUCGAAAUACAGUCGCCAGACAUGAUGGCACUCGAUAUGAGAAGCGUGCUAAAACUCCUAUCGAGUGCUCUCAGUAUGAACGACUCACCGUUGCAAUCCAUCAUUACAACAACAUGCUCCUAGGCAUCGUUCGGAAAGGUAAAGGCCGAAAGGCCAAUCAAAUCCUCCCCCCGCCACCCUCUGACGAUGAGUAUUCCGCGUGGGACAAACGGAAAGUCGAGCGUUGA